This is a messenger RNA of Tachysurus fulvidraco (yellow catfish), 4816 nucleotides long. Its product is annotated as kinesin-like protein KIF3C. The coding region runs from base 484 to 2787 and encodes 767 amino acids. The transcript has 9 exons. The record is from RefSeq and is a predicted model, not a curated record. Gene Ontology annotation, molecular function: microtubule motor activity; microtubule binding; ATP binding. NCBI's taxonomy places the organism in Eukaryota, Metazoa, Chordata, Actinopteri, Siluriformes, Bagridae. Gene Ontology annotation, biological process: microtubule-based movement.
GCUUUAAACAGAUUGGGUUUAUAUCGGUGUGGACUUGUCACAUUCCCAGACUCGUGUCAGGAUUAAAGCCUGUGAGGAAUCAUUCCGUUAUCAUUAAAUCAUGGGUAAAAUCUGAGAUAAUAUUCGAGAUAAUAUUUGAGAUGAUGCUCAGUCUUUAACGUGUGAUUGGACCACAUGACCGCACCGCAGUGAAGGGGCAGGGCGAGAGGGAGAGAGAGACAGAGAGAGAGAGAGAGAGAGAGAGAGAGAGAGAGAGAGAUUGUGGAUAUGAUAAAGACAGUUCUGCUCGGUUAAAGCCGGUAAUUUCUUUAAUUCUUCAUGAUUUCUUAGUGUAAUUGACGCGUCGCUGCUUGUUUGCUGUGUGCGCACAGAGACGCGAUGCGCUGCGCCCCGGGAGCCGCCACCCUGCUGCAUCCUCUCUAGCGCUCCGACACCUCGCUUUGUCGGCGUCUGAUUUCACACGGGAGCUCGAGGGAGGAAAAAAUGUCUCUGAAAACCAAGCAGUGCGAGUCGGUGAAGGUGGUGGUGCGCUGUCGCCCGCUGAACCGCAAAGAAGAGGCGUCCGGUUAUGACAGCAUCGUGGAUAUGGACGUUAAAUUGGGCCAAGUGGCCCUGCGGAAUCCCCGAGCGGCUCCCGGAGAACCGGACAAGACGUUCACCUUCGACGCCGUGUACGACGCAGGAUCCAAGCAGAGCGACCUUUACGAUGAGAGCGUGCGGCCUCUCGUGGACUCGGUGCUGCGCGGCUUUAAUGUGACGGUGCUCGCGUACGGACAGACAGGUACAGGGAAGACGUACACAAUGCAGGGGGAGUGGACGGAGGCCGAGCGGCGAGGCAUCGUGCCCAGCUCCUUCGAGCAUAUCUUCACACACAUCUCACGUUCUCAGAACCAGCAGUACCUGGUGAGAGGGUCAUACCUUGAGAUCUACCAGGAAGAGAUCCGAGAUCUUCUGACCACUGAUCACAGCAAGCGCCUCGAGCUGAAGGAGAGCCCCGAGUCAGGCGUGUAUGUCCGAGACCUUUCGUCCUUUGUGGCUAAGAAUGUCAAGGAGAUGGAGCACGUGCUGAAUGCAGGUAACCGCACGCGAUCCGUAGGUGCAACGGACAUGAACGAGCAUAGCUCUCGGUCUCAUGCCAUCUUUAGUGUCACUGUAGAGUGCAGUCAGCCUGGUCCGGAUGGCCGUAACCACAUCCGGGUGGGCAAGCUGAACCUCGUGGACCUGGCAGGAAGCGAGCGCCAGAGCAAGACGGGAGCACGUGGUGAGCGGUUCAAGGAGGCGACUAAAAUCAACCUGUCACUCUCUGCACUGGGAAACGUCGUAUCGGCGCUGGCUGAUGGCCGCGGCGCUCAUGUGCCAUACCGAGACUCCAAGCUCACACGCCUGCUCCGGGAUUCGCUUGGUGGAAAUGCCAAAACCGUAAUGGUGGCCACGCUCGGCCCAGCAGCCUUCAAUUAUGAGGAGACACUGACCACGCUACGCUAUGCCAACCGUGCCAAGAACAUCAAGAACGUCCCACGCGUCAACGAGGAUCCCAAGGAUGCGCUGCUCCGUGAAUUCCAGCUGGAGAUCGCCCGGCUCAAGGCACAGCUCCAACGACGCGGCAUGCUGAGCUCCAGGAGGAAGAGGAGGCUCAAGAAAAGCAUAGACCAUGAGGUGAAUGAGGAUGAUGAUGAUCAAGAUGAGGAAGAGAUUGAAGAUGAAGAGGAAGGUGAGGAUGAUGACGAUGAGGAGAAGUUGCAGAAGGAGGUGCAGGAGUACAUAAAGGAACAGCAGGAGGUGUUGGAGCAAGAGAAAGAGGCCAUCAGGGACGACCGCUUAAUGGUGGCUGAGGAGAAACAGAAGCUCCUGGAAGAGAAGGAGAGGAUGAUGGGACAUCUGAAGAAGGAGCAGGAGGCUUCAGCACUCCUCACCGCUAAGUUCAAGGCAAUGGAGAGUAAGCUUCUGGUUGGAGGAAAAAACAUCAUCGAUCACACCAAUGAACAGCAAAAGAUGCUGGAAAUAAAACGACAAGAGAUUGCAGAACAGACACGUAAAGAGCGAGAAAUGCAGCAGCAGAUGUUAAUUCAGGACGAGGAGACAGUGGAGCUGAGAGAAACAUUCACAUCUCUGCAACAGGAAGUGGAAGCAAAGACCAAAAAACUCAAAAAGUACAAAAAGCUGUACGCUAAGCUGCAGUCUGUGAAAGCCGAGAUUCAGGAUGUGAACGAUGAGCACGUUAGAACCAGACAGGAACUUGAGCAGACGCAGAACGAACUCACAAGAGAACUCAAGUUCAAGUACCUCAUAAUCGAGAACUUCAUCCCUCCGGAGGAGAAGAACAAGAUCAUGAACCGACUGGUGUUUGAUGUCGAUGAAGACCAGUGGAAGUUCCAGCCUCUGGUUCCUGCAGAGGAUAAGUUUACUCAGAUGAAGAGGAGACCCGUAUCUGCCGUGGGCUACAAGCGGCCUAUCAGCCAAUAUGCCAGGGUUGCCAUAGCGAUGGGAGCCAAUUCCAGAUACAGAGCUGAAAACAUCAUGCUUCUGGAACUGGACAUGACUCCGCCCACUGUGUUUCAAAUAGACUUCCCCAAUCUGGGGUCCGAGACGGAGCCAAGCCGAGACGUGCAGCUGGACAACGCGUUGUUUAGAGAGAAAGUAGCGGCCAGUCGGGUCAGGAAGUCCCAGUCCUGGUGCCAGGCUGCACGACCCAUGCCUUCCUCGAGCUCUGUGCUCUCCCUGUCAUCCUCAGGGUCUAACGGCUUGGCACACCCUGUCAGCACCACCAUGGCAACCGUCCACCAAUAAGAUCCCAAGGAGCACAUCUUUAUCCUUUCUUUGAUCCACCAUUGAGGGAUGAGCCACUCGUUCCUCCUCUUUUUCGCAACAGUGAAACGAUGGCCUUGUCCAAGAUGCUUAGACGGAGCAAAACGUGCCGCAGAGAGGACGGAUUAUAGCACGAUGCUUACAAUCCUUCCUUUAUUUUCAUCUUUUCUUAAAAUACGCUCCGUCAGUUCGACCGGAUGAGAUUGGAUUAAGAUAGAUUAAGUUUUGCUUCCACAUCCAUUAAAUAGAAACCGUCUCCAAUAGGAAAUCUGUUAAUCUGUUAAAACAUCCAAUUUCUUUACCUUUUAAAGCCCGAACAAGUUUUAAUAUGUUUACUGCUGAAAAUAAAGUCCUAUAUGUUUGUCUUCAACCGGAAAAUACAGCUGGGAAAUAAUUCCGAAGCCGCCCCGGUCGUCUGCCGAAGAGGAAAUAAGAGAAACGACACUUCCUGCGGGAUCUACUGUAUAGAAAAUAGCCCGGAAAAGACAGACAGACGGAUGAAGACGAGUGCCAGACGUCUGUCUGUCCUUCCUCGAGCCCUGCUUGCAUGUUGUUUUGUGUGUAACUGUGUUUGUAGUUCUGAUCAGGGUUUACGAAACAGGGUCUGGAUUCCAUUGGCCGAGUCAAAACGGCUAACGAUGUGGGUGUGGCCUGUGUGUCAGAAUUAGAAAUGGUAGAAUCGACACUGUUGCGUGGUCGUUUUGGCUGGUACCAAAAACAAAACCGGUUUCUGCCGUGAUGUUAAACGAAUACAAUAUCAGUGACCGAGAGUUGGAAAGUCAUGUGUUCGGUUAUGUGGUGAUGUCACUUACGGUAAGGACAGAUUUUAUUUCUACAUCCCAGUUUACACACCCAUUUAAAUGAUUUUAGAUCUAACCGAUUUUGCAUGAGCUAAGUUUCCAUUAAAGUAAUGCAAGAGAUAAAAUUAUCCUAACGAUUUUAACUUAACCGUUAAAAAGGUUUCAUUAACGUUAGCGUAUAGUUGACGUAAAGUUUACACAAGGCUUACGUAAGGCUUGUAUGUUCUGUAAGAGUUACAUAACAUGACUUUACCUUAGUUUAUGUAAGGCUUAUGUAAAAAUUACAUAAGAUUUACCACAGGUUCAUGUUAAGGCUUAUCUAACGUUAAUGAAAAUGACUUAAGGUUUGCAUAAGUUUUACAUAAAGCUCAUGUAUGUUUUAUGUAUGGCUUUACGUAACGUCUAUGUCAGUUUUCCCUAAACUUUGCAUAAUGCUUGUGUAAGGUUUAUGUAAGUUUUAUGUAUGACUUUACGUAACGUCUAUGUCAGUUUUCCCUAAACUUUGCAUAAAGCUUGUGUAAGGUUUAUGAACAUGAUUUAAUAUUUACACAAUGUUUACAUCUAAUGUUUAUGUACGGUUUACACAAAGUAUACAAAGUAAGGUGAUUAUAAUCUUUGUGUAAUGGUUAUGGAUACCGCAUAAAGUCUGUGUAAGAUUUACACAAGGGUAUGUAACCUUUAUGCAAAGUUUAGGUAAGACUUUAUGUAGGCUUUACAUAAUGAUGUCAUUUCCUGCUGAAAAAUACUGUCACAUAAAUGAGGAAAAUUUGAGAUUUUAUAUAUUGUAUAAAUUGUGUCCAUCUUUGUUUUUUUUUGUCUAACUUAUUCGUUGUGUACGUUUGGAAAACCUUUAUGAAGAACCGCUGAGGAACCCAUAAACUCCUGAUGCUCGGGGUUCGAGAUGAGGCAGCAUGGUUUGGUUGAAGAGUCUGCAUGAUGGCAGUAAAACAUUUAGUGAUGGUUUAUUGGAAUUUUUUGGACUCAGAUUACAUGAAGGUUAAGGAGCUCUGAUGGGUUGAAGAUCCUGUGUGUACAAAAAUGUCUUUCCACUUCUAUGUCCAUUUCUAUGCUGGUUUGCUUAAACCUUUAAAUUACUGUUCAGUGAUGUAUGGAGAAGAGUGCAAGAGACUAAAGCCAAGUGUGUGUACACACACACACACACACACACACACACACACACACACACACACACACACACACACACACACACA